Molecule: messenger RNA, 477 nt
Organism: Leptosia nina
Lineage: Eukaryota; Metazoa; Arthropoda; Insecta; Lepidoptera; Pieridae
Source: the annotation of a GenBank genome assembly
AUGUUUGAUGUAUCCCGCCCCCACAGGCUGCCAUCAACACCAUAUCAUCUCUUGACGUAUUCACUCUAUUUUAAGACUUCAAAUGAAGAUUAUUGGGAUAUAUUGCGAGUUCUUAAUAUCAAUAAAAAUCUCUGUGAUUUCAACGGCAGUGUUAUAAACUUGGAAGUGUCAGAUAACCUACAUAUUACAAUGUCUGAACGAUUGGAAGCCGGCCAACAGCUUGUCAAAAAGACCAUGGAUCAGGUGAUACAAGAGAAACAAACCACGGGAGCCGUUAGCAUCCAAGCUCGGCAGGAAUUCAGGGAGUCAUACCAGGAGAGCUAUGAGGAAGAGUUCGAAGAGGAAACUUUCAUAGACCAACACGGAAAUAAGACAACAAAAAGAGUCGAGUCGAGCAGUGAAAGCAAAGAGCAUUCUAAAAGUGCAGACGUCAGACAGCCAAUUAAGUCAUGUUUCAAUCGAAUGCGUGUGAGGUGA